AAAUACAUCAGAUUGGAUAAUUAAAUUAUGCCUAAUGGUAAUGAAAAAUAAUUAUUUUCAGUACGAUAAGAAAUUCUACACCCAAACAGAAGGAAUACCUAUGGGUACAUGUAUAGGUCCUAAAUUGGCAGAGAUAACAAUUAUACAAAUCGAUGAAAAGAUAAAAAAUAUAGAAGGUAUUGAAUUUUACAACAGUCUUUUGAAAAUUAAGAAAAUGCCUUCAGUUAGGGACCAUAAAGACGCUGUAACGAAUCCAGAAAUUAGAGUACGAUCUCUUACUGCCAUAGGUAGUGCUGUAGAAGUUGAUCCAAAUAUUCCUCCACGACGCUAUUUUAGGUCAGGAACAGAAAUGAUUCGAAUGGCAAAAGUGUACUUGGAAGAAGGAAAUUUUGAAAAUGCAUAUAUUUUAUAUUCAAAAAUUUUAGCCCAAUGUUUAGGAGAGGUGUUAAAAGUUUUUAACAACAACGCCUAUGGCCUAACACUAGAAUUAGAUCAGGAAAGUCGCACAGAGGUUAGAUUGUUUGUAGAAAAAUUGCCUAAACAUCCAGAAUAUCAAAAUGUAGGAACUAUUGAUAAAGCAAACACAAAACAGAAAUUAAAGGAAAUAUUUACUAUUGCUGAAAAAUUAAAAUCAAAAUUAUUAGAAAAAUAUUCUCGAGAAUAUGAAGAAUGGCUUAAAGAAAAGAAGAAAGAGGAGGAGGAAGAAGAAAGAGAGAGAGAACGGUUACUUUUAGAAGAAGAGAAACGAAGGAAUGAAGAAGCUAGGAAAUCAGCUUUAGGAAAACAAAAUGAACCGAAAUUUACUGAUUGGGAUCGACCUCUUUUAAAUAAUACUAGCCGAAACACUUAUGAUCUGGUAGUGUCACCCAGUGAAUUUUCUGAUUUAAGAACAGAAUCUUCUCUAAAAGAUUAUCCAACAAAUACAUUCACCACCAUAGAUGAUAAUUCAACACUAAUUUCUCCCACAUUUAGUUAUUUAGACUCCAGUAAAGUUGGAGAUGGAAAAGAAUUGUUUGUAGAAAAAUUGCCUAAACAUCCAGAAUAUCAAAAUGUAGGAACUAUUGAUAAAGCAAACACAAAACAGAAAUUAAAGGAAAUAUUUACUAUUGCUGAAAAAUUAAAAUCAAAAUUAUUAGAAAAAUAUUCUCGAGAAUAUGAAGAAUGGCUUAAAGAAAAGAAGAAAGAGGAGGAGGAAGAAGAAAGAGAGAGAGAACGGUUACUUUUAGAAGAAGAGAAACGAAGGAAUGAAGAAGCUAGGAAAUCAGCUUUAGGAAAACAAAAUGAACCGAAAUUUACUGAUUGGGAUCGACCUCUUUUAAAUAAUACUAGCCGAAACACUUAUGAUCUGGUAGUGUCACCCAGUGAAUUUUCUGAUUUAAGAACAGAAUCUUCUCUAAAAGAUUAUCCAACAAAUACAUUCACCACCAUAGAUGAUAAUUCAACACUAAUUUCUCCCACAUUUAGUUAUUUAGACUCCAGUAAAGUUGGAGAUGGAAAAGAAUUGUUAACUGUAACAACGCCUACAGUAGAUCGUAGUACUAAACCCAGGUCUCUGCUUAGUCCAGUUCCAGAAUCCCAAAACAUUUCUGGAUUAAGAACAGUAAUAGUACCUCGUAAUCUUAUUGAUCAGUUUCUCCAUUUAGCUGAACAAAAUACCAUCUGUAAUAUUGAAACGUGUGGAAUAUUAGCUGGAAAAUUAUCUUAUAGUAAAUUCACUGUCACACAUCUGUUGAUUCCAAAACAAACUGGAAGUGCUGAUUCUUGUACAACUGGUAGUGAAGAAGAAUUGUUUACUUACCAGGAUAAACAUGAUUUAAUCACCCUAGGAUGGAUACAUACUCAUCCAACACAAACAGCAUUUAUGUCAAGUGUAGAUCUUCAUUCACAUUGUUCUUAUCAAUUGAUGAUGCCUGAAGCUGUUGCAAUUGUAUGCUCACCUAAGUAUCAAGAGACAGGAAUGUUUUCCUUGACUCAAGAUUAUGGCUUAGAUUACAUAGCCAACUGUCGAGAAUCAGGAUUUCAUCCUCAUCCUAAGGAGCCACCCUUAUACGAGGAAUGCAGUCACGUGGAGCUGAGCGAAAGAACGAAGGCCAUAGUGGUGGAUCUGAGGAAGUAGCGCAACAUUUUUUUUGUUUUCACCCUAUCAAACGUUUCUACUUUGAUACCAAAAUUCUUAAGUUGUAAAUUAGCGGUUGGAAGUUAAAUAAAUAAAUUUCUUCAUUGCGCUCCUCUUACCGUUUGGCGAUCGUCCUCCAACUUAAAAUUGUACAUAUAAACGUCGUCGGAUGUAAAAUUUUCUAUUUAAGACCGACGGCUGUCUUCUGUUUGAUUAUGUUAAUUAUCAGAAUAAAUUAUGUGGCACUUA
Molecule: messenger RNA, 2365 nt
Organism: Centruroides sculpturatus (bark scorpion)
Lineage: Eukaryota; Metazoa; Arthropoda; Arachnida; Scorpiones; Buthidae
Product: STAM-binding protein-like
Exons: 14
Coding region: 35-2116 (693 amino acids)
Biological process (GO): protein K63-linked deubiquitination
Cellular component (GO): endosome; membrane
Molecular function (GO): metal-dependent deubiquitinase activity; K63-linked deubiquitinase activity; protein binding
Source: RefSeq, a predicted model, not a curated record